Molecule: messenger RNA, 537 nt
Organism: Colletotrichum godetiae
Lineage: Eukaryota; Fungi; Ascomycota; Sordariomycetes; Glomerellales; Glomerellaceae
Exons: 1
Coding region: 1-537 (178 amino acids)
Source: RefSeq, a predicted model, not a curated record
AUGGCUUCUAUUCAAUCGCCAUUUACACUAAAGACCCUCCCCAUAAUUCAUCUAAACGGCUUCCCAGGCACGUGCAAGCUUACUAUCGCGAGGGCUCUGCAACAGCAGCUCGGUCCAUGCUGCCGGCUACUGCACAACAACCUGCUCAUAGACCCUGCGGACGCGGUACUGCACCGCUCUGAGGCAGGCUACCAAGGUCUACGGCGCGAUAUUCGCAAAGCCAUCUUGACGUCGCUGGCCGAUAGUCCAGUCAGUCUAAACUUCGCCUACGUUUUCACCGACUUCCAAUCCAACGCUGACGUAGGAAGCGCCGUUUGUACCGAAUAUCUCGAAACGGCGCGUGAUCGCGGCGCAGCGCUGAUGUCCGUUGUCGUGACCUGCGAUGAAGCAACCGACAUAGCCCGUACACAGUCUGCUAAUCGCAAGGCGCAUCGCAAGAUCGUCGACCCGGGACUACUACGCAUGUUCCGUAACGACGUCAGAAUCCAUCGCUUUGAUGAUCCCUUGAGAGAAAGCACUGGAAUGAUAAUGGCUUAG